CACUCCUCCAGAAUCAAGCAAUAGCUAGCUGUGGGGGCUGAUUUGAAAUGCCAGUACAAUUCUAGGGGCUAAACAGCAAUAUCCGUUGUUUGAGGGACCUAAUUUUAAAAACAAUUUUAAAAGAUUUAAGAGGCCAGCGUCGGAUAACGAACCCCAGCUGAAAACGACGAUGAUCUGUUCCUCAUCGGAUAACGUGGCUGGCGCGGCGAUGUCGUUUAUUUGCAGCUCCCUUAUCGGUAGCAUGUGUACGCAUGAUAGAAUUGGAGACGCAGCAGCCCAGCUGCUCGAUAGAAUGCCGCGGUGGGGAUGCACGCCUGAUGUUGUCGCGUACACUACUGUCAUUAAAGGUCUGUGUAGCCUCGGGAAUACGAGAUUAGCGAUUGAGUUCCUUGAGAAGAUGAAAGUUUUUGGAGAAGUCAAGCCUGAUGUAGUCACCUACAACACGAUCGUUGAUGGGCUUUGCAAGCAAGGGGAGAUGAGGACUGUUCCACUAUUCUCUCCUACACCCUGCAUUAUGCAUGACCAUUCCGUUCGAGGCCACUGGGAAGAAGCCAUGAGAGUCUUUAAAGAGAUGGUCGACUGUGGUCUUUGCCCGCAUGUUACGACCUUCCACACACUUGUAGAUUCCCUUUGUAAACAGGGAAAUACCAGUGAAGCACAUAAAUUGCUAAAGGCUGUGACUGAAAGUGGUAACAACAUAUUCAAUGACGCUAUGCACUUAGUCAGAAAAAUGCAACAGGUUGGGAUGCAGCCUAAUAUUUUUUCAUAUAACAUUCUGUUGGAUGGACUUUGUAAGGCUGGAAGAAUGGAAGAUGCGGAGAGUAUACUCAAUGAAAUGGUCGAAAAAGGGUUCAAUCCGGACAUCUUUACAUGUAACUCUUUAGUGAGUGGAUUCUGCAGACUUGGGAGAUGGGAGGACACAUUGAGGUUACUUUUUGAAAUGAGUGAUCGAGGAUUCCAUCAAAAUGUUGUGACCUACAUCGCAAUGAUUGAUGCUAUAUGUAAGGAAGGAAAGGUUGCAGAAGCGCAUAAUUUUUUGGGUGUUAUGAUUAAUAGCGGUGCAAAGCCUGACACGAUUGCUUACAAUAUUCUUAUGGAUGCAUAUUGUCUAAUAGGUAAAACGGAUGAAGGAUUGAAAGUUUUCGAUCUCAUGCUUGCAGAGGGUCAUAAACCAAAUGUAUUCACUUAUUCAAUUCUUAUCAACUCUUAUUGUAAAUCCAAUGCUUUAAGGUCCUUUGAGGAGAUGCCUAGAAUGGGACUGAAGCAGACCAAUGUUGUCUACAACACCACGCUUACAGGGCUAUAUCGAGCUGGAAAAGUUAGCGACGCAAGAAAAUUGCAUAAUAAGAUGAUUCAUGACAACGUGAUUGUAGAUAUUAUUACAUACCAUGUAAUCUUGUAUGGACCAUGCAAAAACAGGUGCAUUGUGAAGCAACAGAUCUAUUUCGAAGAAUUCUAA
Messenger RNA from Asparagus officinalis (garden asparagus), 1459 nucleotides. Its product is annotated as protein Rf1, mitochondrial-like. The record is from RefSeq and is a predicted model, not a curated record. Bases 170 to 1459 code for a protein of 429 amino acids. Gene Ontology annotation, molecular function: protein binding. The transcript has 2 exons. NCBI's taxonomy places the organism in Eukaryota, Viridiplantae, Streptophyta, Magnoliopsida, Asparagales, Asparagaceae.